Molecule: messenger RNA, 1906 nt
Organism: Passer domesticus (house sparrow)
Lineage: Eukaryota; Metazoa; Chordata; Aves; Passeriformes; Passeridae
Exons: 8
Coding region: 326-1456 (376 amino acids)
Source: RefSeq, a predicted model, not a curated record
UUAGCUCUGGGAGUGGCAGAGCCCAAAUGCACUCCGGGCUGCUCCAGCCACCUCGCCAGGGAUGUUACACAGGGCCUGCAAAGAGGAUGGGGAUUGGCCAGGAGCCUGCCCAGAGCUCCCCAGGCCCCCGUGCAGCUUUGGCCACAUCCAUUCACAUCUGGCUCCCACAACCUUACCCAACCCACUUGCAGUGCCCUGUUAUCUGAGGCAGAGGGGGCCACAACACACCAGGGAAAUGGUUCUGAUCUGUGCUCCCUUCUAGAUGGGGAUGGCAAAUUGCAUUAUUUGGAUGCCCUUCUGGAUGAUGGUUUAAGACUCUUGAAGAAUGCUGGAGGCAAGUUGUCCCUGUGUCUUUCUUAACAAUAUCCUGACAGCGCUGCAGGUGCCAGCACAGAUCCAUGCAUGUGUGUGCCCUCGACCUGUGCGAUCCCCUCACCGCUCCUGCGGCUCAGUGGUGCCUGUGCAGAUCAGCAGAGAUGGCAGAAGCUUCUGUGGCUGUUGUGUUACAGGUAUGCCUGCAGGGAGGACUUUCCCAGGUCCUUUGGUGGAUGUUGCACGCAAGCCCAGCUCCCAUCGCAAGGGUCCUCCGAGGCGAAAGAACAAAGCUACCGGUCACAAGAAACCCCAUGAGCCACUCAAAAUCACGGGACAAAUGGUGAAAGAAUUACUGCAAGCCGAACAAGAAGUGGAUGCAGAGGCUGGGCAGAAGGCGGCAUUUCCCGAAGGAAGCAGUGGUUCCGUGCCAGCCUCUGCUGUAGGAUUGGAAGCGAUGCCAGGCACAGGCACAGGAGGUUGGGAUCAAGACAUGGAUUAUCUGGAAAACCUGCUGGAUUAUGGCUUGAGACUCAUGAGAAAUCCUGGAGCUGAACCUGCUGGUGAAGGUGGUGCAGCUUCCCAAGCCACGUCCAGGACGGAGCCUCUGGGAGAUGCUGAGGAAGUGAUGGACCAAACAUCUGUGCAGAAGGAGGCACAUCCUGGAGGAAGCAUUUUCCCAUGGGGAGCCCCUGCUGCAGGGAGGAAGGCGAUGCCAGACACGGGCACAGGCACAGCAGAUGCAGCCGGCACCACAACACGUCUUCCCCAUGCCCAGAAAGGCCUCAGAAGUGUCUUCUAUAUGGGAACAGGCUGCUGGGCAGGGGUAAUGGCAGGCCUGCUACUGUUGGACCUUAUUCUCAUAUUGUGCUGUGUCAGAAUCUGGUGUUACUGGAAGAAGAAAUGGAGCACCUCUGGCACUUCACAAGACCGGCCAAAGGCCUCAGCCAUGGAGAACUUGGCCUGUCAUCAUGCAUCUGCGUGCCAGUGUCCAUUGUCCCUUCCUGAGGUGCAUUACCACCUUAUUACUGCAAAUACGCCGCAACCACUGCCUAGAAGAGAACCACCUCUCCCUGAAGGGACUGGCGUCGCUCUCCAUCCAGGACAGGAGGUGCAGCCUUCUAGCCACUUCAUGGAUUGUUGAAAAAGUUAUCAUUACUUCUAAAAUUUUUAAAUGUUUAUUAAAAACCUUAUUAGAAAUAUAAGAGGACACUGAAUAAAGACAAUUUUACGGCGCUGGGAGUAGAGGAUUUUUCCCACCAUGUGCUCAUCCACACAAUGGAGGUUUCACCUUUUAACUGUUUUGCUCUUAUUAAUGUUCUGUCUAUCGACUCCUUCUUUGAUGUCCAGUGGUGGAGUUUACUUCCUUACAUCUCGAUUGGAGGUCAGGUGCUGCCGUCGUAGCAAGGUGACCCUCUUAUAUGUCCCAAACUCAGGUAACUCCAUGAUAACACAACAGGGGGUAAAACAUAUCUAUAAAUAUAUAAAACUUCUCUUAACAUAUAUGCAUGAUAUUUAUCCUUUAAUUGUGAGAGUCAACUGUCACUUUACUCAUCUAUCACAGGCUUGAGUCCAGCUUCAGCUCAGGUGUCUG